AUGCAAAUGUUCUUCGACAUGCUGCAAGCUCUUGCCAUUCCACCAAAGAUUUUUUACGUCCAUCGCUCUCUGAAUUUUCUCUAUCAAUUCUGGAUUCACUCGACUGUUGUACCUCACCUCGGCCCACUCGAGUACUUCAUUAACACUCCAUCUAGUCACCGAGUCCACCAUGGAAGAAAUCCAUACUGCAUCGACAAGAACUAUGGCGGCGUCCUGAUUAUAUGGGACAGACUUUUUGGCACAUACGAGCCGGAACGGAAAGAGGAAGAGAUCGCUUACGGACUAGUUACGCCUGUGGCGUCAUUCAAUCAAUUGUGGUGUCAAUUCUUCGCAUUCAAAGUUUUCGGUUACGACAAAGGUCAGAUGAGAAAAGAGAACAAUGAAGAGUUUUUCCCAGGGACCUGGAACAAGGUGAAAGCCGCUUUCUGGCCGCCAGCUUACUUUCCGGGAAUGCGAACGAAACGCUUCUUUCUGUGGUUUUGCAUGGAGGACAACACUGAGGGGAUUCCUGAGGUCGAACGUUGUCCUACUGUUCGCUACAAUCCUCCAUUAUCCGACUCCAUUCGCUACUAUCUGUUGGUACAAUGGGUGUUUUUCAUUUAUUGGUUCCUUGAAUUCAGUAUGCUCCGGUCAUUCCUCGGCUGGACGGAAUUUCUUUGCCGAUUCAGCUUUCUUAUCGCUUACGUGCAAAUGUUUGGUUACUAUUUCGAUCAAAGUGAUUUGUCGUUGCUCUUCGACUCAACACGACUGACGCUGUCUAUAAUGCUUGGAAUUUUCCUUAACGACCACUUAAUGGCUGUCUACUGCUUGGCAUCGCUGGCUACUGUUUUUUGGUUCGAAGAAGCGUGGAAAAUGUGA
This is a messenger RNA of Cooperia oncophora, 858 nucleotides long. NCBI's taxonomy places the organism in Eukaryota, Metazoa, Nematoda, Chromadorea, Rhabditida, Trichostrongylidae. The record is from the annotation of a GenBank genome assembly.